Micropterus dolomieu (smallmouth bass) is the source of this 867-nucleotide messenger RNA. RefSeq names its product sodium- and chloride-dependent betaine transporter-like. Lineage: Eukaryota; Metazoa; Chordata; Actinopteri; Centrarchiformes; Centrarchidae. The record is from RefSeq and is a predicted model, not a curated record. The transcript has 7 exons. The annotation marks the transcript as partial. Gene Ontology annotation, biological process: sodium ion transmembrane transport. Gene Ontology annotation, cellular component: membrane.
CAGCGUGCUAGGGGGUUCUUACUGACUGUUUCCUCCUCUUCUUUUCAGGCAGCCAUCUUCACAGCCACAUUUCCCUUCAUUAUGCUGUUGGUUUUGUUCAUACGUGGUGUUACCCUACCCGGGGCAAUGGAUGGGAUCAUUUAUUACCUCUACCCUGAUAUCACUCGCCUUUCAGACCCCCAGGUAUGGAUGGAUGCUGGCACUCAGAUCUUUUUCUCUUAUGCUGUCGGCUUCGGGUUCCUAACCUCUCUUGGGAGUUAUAACACUUACAACAACGACUGUUACAGGGACUGUUUCUACUUGUGUUUACUGAACAGUGCCACCAGCCUUUUUGCGGGCUUCGCCAUUUUCUCUGUUUUGGGUUUCAUGACAUACGAACAAGGAGUGGAUAUUUCUGAAAUAGCUGAAUCAGGUCCAGGUUUGGCCUUCAUUGUCUACCCACGUGCUGUAGCCAUGAUGCCCAUGCCCCGGGUAUGGUCGGUGUGUUUCUUCAUCAUGAUCAUUCUGCUUGGAUUGGACAGUCAGUUUGUUGGUCUAGAGUGUCUGAUGACGUCACUGGUUGAUCUGUUCCCAACUUACCUGCGCCAAGGCUACAGACGUGAGCUGCUUCUGCUGGCCAUUUGCAGUCUCUGCUGUUUGCUGGGACUCUCCCUGGUCACUGAGGGAGGGAUGUACCUGCUCCAGCUGUUGGACCAUCAUGUCUGCAGUGGCACCACCCUGCUCCUCCUCUCCCUCUGCCAGUCUGUCAGCAUUGCCUGGGUGUAUGGUGCUGACCGUUUCUAUGGCAACAUCAUAGACAUGAUUGGUUAUCGUCCAUACCCAUUAAUGAAGUACUGCUGGUGCUACAUCACUCCCUUACUCUGUUUU